AUGUUAGGACUCACCAAACCAAGAACAAGCCCCCGCAAUCCGGACGAGUUUCCGACCGCCCAGCUCUUUCUCCUCGCCCUCAUUCGAGUCGCGGAACCCAUCGCCCUCACUUCUAUUUUCCCCUAUGCCAUAAAGCUCGCCGCUCACUAUGGCACCCCUGAAUCGCAAGCCCCCUUCUUUGCGGGCAUCCUCAUCUCUGCCUUCUCUCUCGCCGAAGCCUGCAGCGGCAUGUACUGGGGCGGUGUCUCGGAUCGGAUAGGUCGUAAGCCAGUCCUGCUUAUGGGUUGCUUGGGCACCGUCUCCUCACUGCUAGUCGUCGGAUUCGCGUCCAACUUUUGGGUCGCGCUCGCUGGCCGGGUCCUUGGGGGCGUCCUCAAUGGCAAUAUCGGCGUAAUACAGACCAUGGUUGGCGAGCUGGUUAAAAAGCCAGAGCAAGAACCGAAAGCCUAUGCCAUUAUGCCGUUUGUGUGGAGUAUCGGAACCAUCAUCGGACCCGCCUUAGGAGGUAGUUUCGCGGAACCGGCAGACAACUUUCCGUCUCUCUUUUCUCGUUCCAGCCUCUUUGCCAAGUUCCCGUAUCUUCUUCCCAACGUCAUUUGCACUGGGUUGCUCGUCAUUGCCAUUUUUGCAGGCUACAUUCUUCUUGAAGAGACUCAUCCUGACAUGCAGCCAUGGAGCACUCAAGAGGAUCUCGAUGCCACUACCGCGGAAACGCCGCUCUUGCCGACUCAAGGCGCCACCGCCAAUGCUGCGGCAAACUUGACCACAGAGUGCUACGGAACAUUCGAUGCUGUAGAUGUCCAGCGCGAUGAGCUAUGGCGCGUCAAGUCGAAUGGCGAAUGGAUAGAAGACUCCUCGAAUGAUAAGGUCAUUACGAGGACCGUCCUCACCUUCGUCUUCGCACUCGGCAUCUUCACAUAUCAUUCGAUGACUUACGAUCACCUGUUGCCUAUUUUCCUUCAGGACAAACGAGCCGAUGAUAUCUCUGCAUUCGCAAUUUCCCCCGCAUAUUUCACGGGCGGUCUAGGCAUUCCUCUUCAAGAUGUUGGUAUUAUCAUGUCCAUUAACGGAUUGAUUCAGCUCUUCAUUCAAGCCGCCGUCUUUCCGGUCCUUGCUUCGUGUUUCGGCGUCUGGAAGCUCUUGAUCUUGGUCACCCUUGGUCACCCUGUCGCCUACUUGAUUGUUCCCUUCCUUUCCUUACUCCCGCCGAACCUUCUUUAUACUGGCAUUUACACUUGCCUCACUGUCCGAAGCCUCACCUCGAUCGUCGCCUAUCCGCUCCUCCUGCUCAUGGUCAAAGAGGCUGCGCCCUCUCCGAGCCAUCUGGGCAAGAUCAAUGGCCUUGCAGCUAGCACCGGAGCUGCCUGUCGAACAGUUGCAAGCCCUAUUGCUGGCCUGCUCUACGGGCUCUCGAUUGAUCUUCGCUUCACGCCCCUUGCGUGGUGGGUGUCUGCCCUCGUUGCCAUAUUCGGCGCUUUCCAGAUUCCUUUUCUGAGCCGCGAAGCCAGCAACUGCAACGCAAGGAUCCAUACACCAGCGGGUUGCCGUCUUUCAAAGGGUCGUCACAAACCGAAUGAGGUGGUUCGCAUUACGGUUGAGAUUGCGGAAGAGGCGUAA
Messenger RNA from Trematosphaeria pertusa, 1617 nucleotides. RefSeq names its product MFS general substrate transporter. Bases 1 to 1617 code for a protein of 538 amino acids. Gene Ontology annotation, molecular function: transmembrane transporter activity. The transcript is spliced from 5 exons. Gene Ontology annotation, biological process: transmembrane transport. NCBI's taxonomy places the organism in Eukaryota, Fungi, Ascomycota, Dothideomycetes, Pleosporales, Trematosphaeriaceae. The record is from RefSeq and is a predicted model, not a curated record.